Laetiporus sulphureus 93-53 is the source of this 442-nucleotide messenger RNA. RefSeq lists its product as uncharacterized. Lineage: Eukaryota; Fungi; Basidiomycota; Agaricomycetes; Polyporales; Laetiporaceae. The record is from RefSeq and is a predicted model, not a curated record. Bases 98 to 343 code for a protein of 81 amino acids. The transcript has 2 exons.
GCCCGGCCUUCUUGGUUCUUCAAGGUCUGAUCAUUAAUAUACGUACAACUUCGGAUGACUUCUGGUGCAUCUCAAGAGCCACAAUUGGUGUUCAUUAAUGAACUGGCCCGAGUCUGCACGGAGGAGGCCCAACCUCGGCACAUUGCACUUAUUCCUCCUGCAUGUACACUUACAUCUGAACUGCCUUCUAUUGACUCUCGUGAGACUGCUCUCGAGUCAUGGACCAUUCGAGAAGCUCGUUGGAGCAGUACGCAGCAAGGCGCCGAGCGCAUGUAUCUACACUCGCAAUGGUGACGGCUUGUGCUCGAAUGAAACGUCCAUGCAAUCGCAUUCCUCACCGUGAACCAUACUGCCUACGCUCUAGUCUUUCGAGUAUCCGUCCUGAUUUCAAGUUCGCUGAGAGUGUGCAGGAAGUUGCAAUUGCAAAAUGCACGGCACCGGC